AUUAUUAAAUUGAAAGAUCACAUCUUCGAAAAGCAUGAGAUUUCUCUGUCCUACGAGAAUUUUUGAAUUUUCUCAAGACGAGAAAUCAUUUUCUUCUCAUGAACUCAAGUUCAUGUCACUUGCAUUAUAUUUAGAAUUUUAUAUCUUUUAGGAAUUUAAUUACGUAAUAUCUUGCAGAACGAGCGUAAAAUUUACGAUCAAUUUUACAUGCGUUUGAUUAAUAAUGAAAGGAUUUAUCGCCAAUUCGACACAAGAAUUCCUGAAAUUUCUGAGUUCUGCAAUCAAAUGAGGAAACAAUGCGAUUAGUAAGUCUUUGCGAUAAGAAUCUCGUCCUGUUCAAAAAAUUUUUUCUCUCAGUGUAAAAAUUAAAUUAUCUAUGAGGAAUCUCACGAUUUUACAAAUUCUCGAGAGAUUAUUUUUUCAUAUGAAGUAAAUUUUCUUUGUUGAAUGUAAUUUUAUCGUUGAGUCUAAAAGCAUGAUGAUUCCCAAUUAUUAAUUAAUGUUUGACCUAAUGAAAAAUAGCGUAAGUUACAAAUCAGCGUUAAUGAAUAGCGAAAUUAUUUAAUAAUCGAAGAGGUCCAAUAUCAGUCACAGAUCAUCAAGGCAGUAAUUUUCUUGAAAGACAAAUUAUUAUUCAAAAAGAUAUUAUUCAAGUCAUUGAAUGCAAACUAUUUCAAAUAAAUUUUGUAGAACUAGAUAAGGAUUCUUGAAUGGAAAUUUCAAACGACAGAGAUAAGUCAGAUUGAACUGGCAUAAAUCCAAGGUGCUAUUUUCAACUGAACGUAACUAGCUAACGCUUCUAGCUCAGUAAUCGAAUUACUAUGAUGAUUCUUCUUUCGGUGGGCCAACAAAGAACGUAGUGCUUCAGUUGUACGAAUCCUGAGGAGCCACCAUUUAGUACUAUUUGUUCUCAAAUUGGUCAAAAAUAACCUUCAACAAAAUUUGAAAAUUCGCAAAAAAGUUCUGUUCCCUAAAAUACUGUUUUUUUUUUAGAAAUUUUGGUAAAUCACAAGAUAGAUAUCGCAUUUGAAAAUUUAAUGGCAUUGUGAACCCAUUUACUUAAAAAUCACUCAUGGUUUUCAAGUUAUUAAUAACUUUACAAUAUUGAGUGGAUUGACGAACGGGUCGAAUCCUCAAAUUUAUUACGCAACCGUUUUUGAUGAAGUCAUAUUUUCACUGAUCGAAUUUCAACAUUUAGAUUGACAUAAUUAAUUUUAUUUUUUAACGGUGAAAGGAAAGUAGUGUAAAAAUAAUGUGAGAUUAACACUGUAAUAAAAAUGUGGAAGAAAUGUUUCCUGGUACAGCUACAAUAAAGAAACCAAAACAUCCUGCUAAACUUGGCAAAUUACUUGAAAAAAGAAGAGAGGCAAUUCUUAACAAAUGGCGAGAUGACGUGUGUAGUGGAGAAGAGCUUCCAGAAGUGGAGAUAAUAAGUCUACUGGAGGAACAGAUACCCAGAUACCGUCUUCGCGCUGAUACGCUCACACAGUUUCAAGGAUACGAGAACGCAGACUGGUUUAUCCCUACACCUGCACUCAGUCAAAAAGAAGCUGACGUUAAAUUAUCACAGGAUCAAAUUCGAGAAACACUCAACUACUUCAUUCUAUGCAGCAAUCGAGUGAGCCAAAUGACCAAGACCUAUAAUGAUAUCGAGGCAGUGACUAGGCUUCUGGAGGAGAAAGAAAAAGACUUAGAAUUAACCGCCAGAAUCGGCAAGGAACUCCUAACUCACAACCAAAAGCUAGAAUCAACAGUAAGUGUUUUGGAAUGUGAUUUGAAAUCAGCGAAUGAGAAAAUAACUCAGCUGAGCCACGAGCUCCUAAAGAAAACAGAAUUGAUCCAAAUUCUGACGAAUGAUGUGGACGAGUCAGGAUCAGAGGGAGGGACCCCCACGGGUCUUCGAGGUAUCAACUUGGACCUGAUGCAGCGUCGAAUCUACUCCCUGGAAGACGAGAAUAAACAAUUAAAAACAGAGUUCAGUCGUUUAGUGAAGGAUGCCGAUGACUGCGAGGCACAAGAAGCUAGACUUGUGAAAGACAUUGCAAGUCAGUUAGCAAAUGCGAACAUGGAGGUGGACGGAAUCGCUGAGGAAUUGGGACGUCAAAAGGACGAGAAUCGACUACAACACGAGCAAAUAACUAGUCUAACAGCAAAAUUAUCUGAGACAGAAUUACGUCUAGCUAAAUUACUAACAGAACACGAUGAAGUUACGGAAACAUUGUUAAUAACACGAGAGAAUCAAAAUUCUCUUGCUGCCGAAUUGGCUGAUUUCAAGGAGAAAUAUGCGGAGAUAUCGCACCUGUUGGAAGUAACACAGGAUGAACUUCGUAAGCAACGGAAGAGGGGACUUCCUACUGUCAGAGGUGGCAGUCUAUUUCCAUCUAUGGGUGCUGCACCUCAACCAGAUUCUAUAGCUUCGGAACUCGAAUCAUCUCUUUAUUCUGAAUUGAGUUUAGAUUCUGGAAUUAUGGCAGACAGAGCUCCGACCUAUAGAAAGGUAUUUGAGACUGUUAGGAGUGUGUCCAGGGUAUCGAGUACUCAGGAUAGCAAUCAGUUUCCAAGAAUCGGAUCGAUGACAACUUCAACAUUGUCUACGGGUUCUAAUGGACCUAGGAUGAGUUGCGGACCCAUUCGAAGGUAUCUAGAUUCUGCUGGACAAAGUGAUAGUGAAGGAUCUCUGAUUGCUGAUCCCGAAGAGUAUCCGGGACCACAGCCUACUGGAGUCCCAGGAGCACCAGGUGCUGCGGACCUCGAGGCCGCCCUUCGGCGUCUUACACCUGCAGAAGUAAUUGCCCGUCGAGCUUGUCUGAGCACAGGAACAGGCUACAACUUCGAUUACGAUGGGGGGAUGAUUCAUUCACCCCCAAUCUUUCUCCCCAUGGGCUGCCGCACUCCUGACAGCAUAAUGUCAACAGGUUCCAGUGGAAAUCUCUCUGGAUUCAGCAACAAUACCACCGGCUGGCGCUUACCUGAAAAGCUUCAAAUAGUUAAACCUAUGGAAGGAUCUCAAACUCUUCACCAUUGGUCCCAGCUAGCUACUCCUACCCUGGGCGGGCUGUUAGAAGAACGACCUGGUGUAAAAAUUCGAGGGGGACGAGCUUUGGAAGAUCUUGGCCUCGAAACAUUUACCUUGGCUGAUUUAGAGGAAGAUGAAGAGUAUUCGAACCCAGGGAAACUUUUCCAAGACACCGGCUCAGUCUAUACAUUUACGAACAGCACUGUCCUCCAUCCAGAAGAUCCCACUCACAUUACUUCAAGCGUCAUUGGCUCUAGGGUCGCUACAGCCCCUAGCAGCGUCAUCAAUUCAGGUAUGAAUACACCAAGAACUCUAUCAAGACGUAACUCAACGUCAACGUUUUCUACGACUCUGGGUCUUGCCAAAAUGUUGAAUGAACGUGGAAUAAAAGCAGCUACACCUUCCUGUAUGGCGACUCCUUGCAGUGAGCGCAAUUAUACCCCUACAGCAACGCCUUGCAACAGUCCAGAUGGCACGCCACCACAAUCUCGACCUUCAUCCCCUGAUGACAGUCCAGUAGGUUUUGGACUGUUCUCCACGGGUGCUGAACUUAUCAAAAGAACAUUUGGAAGUGAAUCCUCGCAAUUGUCCCAGAGUAAAAGGAAACGUAAGACGACUCUUUCGAGGGCUGAGAAGAAAGCAAUGGGUGGCAUCCGAUUGGUGGAAAAAUUGGAGAGAAUGGGAAUUGAUACGAUAAUGGCUACAGCUGGGGGCUCAUCUGUACUCCCUCUGGCACUUCAGGGUGCUCUUUGUACUAGGAGAUCUGUUGGCAGCCCAAUGGCACAGCUGACUUUUCUCAAAGGAUCCAUUUCUUCAGAGCAGUUAGGAUCAGCCUCUUCGUCGCUCUGUGGAGACUCGAAUUUUAGUGAGAUAGAUGAGGAUCAGGUAGAUGAGACCAGGGAGAAAAGGCCGGGGAUUGGUGGAAGAGGUCAGGGUGGUAGACGAAGAGGCGGAGGGAGUAUGAGACCUGAUUUGGGACAGGUUACGAGUGCUGUUUCUACAUCAGUCACUAAAGAAUCUGCCACACAGUCGACCUUUGGUGUAUUGAGUUCUAUUUUGUUCGGGAGAAAGGGGGGAUUGCUUUAAUUUUAUUUCCGGUGCGAGAGGUGAUUAUGUCACCUCCAGUAUGACGGUCGGAGAUUAUACAGUUCAUUAGAAAUUAUAUGAUUUUAUGAUUUUGUUUGUAUUCAGAGACCUUAAUUUAACUGGCAUGACAAAAAGUAAACAACGAUACAGUUGCUUUUGAAUACAAAGGGUUAAGGUACUCGAGAUUCAAUUAUAGAGACUAUAAUUGUUAAUUAGCCUUGCAGGUAAAGUUGCAAUAAUUAUCGGAAGAGAGAAUGUCGAAAUCAUUUGGUGGCAAGAAAUUCUUGUAUUGUGUCAUUUAAUUCUUAAAUUUACUUUAAAAAAUUGAAGGUUUCAGCACCAUGAAAUUAAGGCCAUUUUCAAUUGGUCCUUUGCCUAUUCAGAGGAAUAAAUUGCCAUUUCAAUUUAUUCCGCCACUUGCCAGAAAAAAAAACUGUAAAAUCACAUAAAUUGUUGCGUUUUAUUUUGUAACGAACUGUUUUGUAUGUAAUAUUCAUGUUGAUUGGAUUUUCAUUAGUUUACACGCUAAUCUAGGAAGUUCUACGUUGAACGGUGAUAUAAAAAGAAGUCUUUUAAAUGAUGAACGAACAAAAGGAAACGAAAAAAUCAACAGAAAUGACAGAAUGGUGAAAUUGAAUGUGUACAUACGUAAAAUAGGUGCAUAAAACGCUCAUUAGGUGCAGUUGAUAUUUCUAUUUUUAUUUUAAUUGAUACGAGGCUGCAUAUUAGUACAGUAAAACCUGUCAAAGUUAUAUACUCUCAUAAGUUGUGCACGUCUAAGUUCGAAAAUUAUCUCUCACAAUUUAUACCUACCAGCCAAAUUUGAUGGUGAUGUUUAUCCAAAUUUUAAGUGUUUGGAUUUAGUAUAACUUAUGAGAGUUUCAUUAAACGAUUUCAUGUAACUUAUGAUAGAUUAUCCUGUAAAAGCAAAGACUAGUCACAAGUGAAGAGGAUUGAGGAAUGAUAUGAGAGUAUUCGAAUAUUCUCUUAGGCGAAUGAUGAGAGGGGGGGUUCUAGGAAUAUAGUAUUUGAAUGCCACUAUAUUAAACUUUGUAGAAAAAUUGCCUUCAUCAAAAUAUCAGGGUUGAGCGGGAAAAAAUGUAAAUAUCAUGUAAGAUUGUAAGUAGAAUGGAAUUCAAUGGGGACGCUUUUCCUGCUCUGUUCUUGAUCAACUAUCUGCACAAAUGUAUUUUCAUUUUGCAGUCAAUACAAAACAAAAAAAUCAUCCGAUUUUCUAUCGAUCAUUGUGUUUUUAAAAGUGAUUUAUUUGCUACUGCCAGUCUUGUUCAUUCAGACCGUGUAUCUAGCUGUUAUAGUUUAUAAACGUUUUGUUCAUUUUUUCGAUUUCAUUGGAACUCGCUGCUAUUAAGUCCCCACGAGUGUUCAUAUAUAAAUAUAAGGGAGAUCGGGGAGGAAUUAAUCAAAUAAAAUACUGCGAAAAAUGCAUCACUCGCACGAUUGACGGAAGUUUUUAUUUUUCUUCAAUUUAGUUCAAAAGUGACAGAUUGAGAUGAUUUUGUGUAGUACUUUUUUGCACUUCCAAAGAAUUUUUUCGGCACAUUUUCCUUUUACACAUUGAAUAAUAAUGGUUGCAGUCUUUCAAUAUUGAAUAUAAUCUCUUCAUAGACUUUUACGCGAAUGAACUCGCGUGGAUUAAUAAUGAAUGAAAGGAGAUAUGAAAAAAUUCAAUGGGGCCGUAAGUAGUAGAUCACAAUUAUUUCAAUUUGCCUCGGUUUCCCAUACAAAAAUGGUGAAAAAUAAGGAAAAUAGUUGAUGGCCAUUAUAUUGUAAAAAACAUUUACUUGGUGAAUUCUGCUGGCUAUCAAUUCCUAAUGAAAUUUAACUUAUCGUAUAAUUUUCUUGGCAUUAUCAAAACGAUUUCAGCCGCAGCUGAGAAAAGUACUCAUUAUUUUAUGCCAUUUUUAUUUGUUUCAUAAUUUUUCUGACCUGUGAAAGUGGUGCAAAAUUUCACCGAAUUUCAGAUUUAUAUGCACUAACUCGUGUGGCUUUAUCUGCGACUCCAUAAAAUCCAUUGAUCAAUCGAUGGAUUGAUUGAUUAAUUGAGGCGUAGAAAAUCCGGUGCAGCCUUGUACACAGUCGUGCAAAUUUUGAAAAAUGCAGAUCUCCCAGAUCAUUGCAACAGUUUUAAUAGAAAAUAUACACCUAGACGAAUCACUCUCACGUCAGAACACAUGAAUUUCCGUCUGAAUGUUAUGAUCUGAUCAACUCAGGAUUUUCGAAACUCAUUAUAUGGAUUCUCGCUGUUGAGAUUUCUCAGAACAUCAUCCAGCCUUCAUUUAUUCUGAAGAUAGUUGAUGAUUUGUAGUUGACAGGGCUCAUGUUGAAUUUUUCGUUCUUUAAUUUUUUUUUUUAGAGGGCCUAAGUUUAUUUCAAUACAUUUUGUGUUGUGCAAUCAAUUUUUUAUAUAUACAAAAAUGCGGAAAUGUACAUUAAAUGAUGCCUUUAUUUAUAAUAGACUAGGAAGAACUCCGAAGUUAGCAUUUUUCUCCAUUGACUCUUAACAUGAAAUGAUGAUGUUUGAAACAUGUCUAGUGAAGGUGAAAGCGGCUGUUCGAUGAAGAUAAUAGCGUUUUUUUUUGGAACGGUUAUU
This is a messenger RNA of Fopius arisanus, 6713 nucleotides long. It is a transcript of the gene milt, whose product is annotated as trafficking kinesin-binding protein milt. The coding region runs from base 1289 to 4102 and encodes 937 amino acids. Gene Ontology annotation, molecular function: myosin binding. Gene Ontology annotation, biological process: vesicle transport along microtubule; mitochondrion distribution; protein targeting. NCBI's taxonomy places the organism in Eukaryota, Metazoa, Arthropoda, Insecta, Hymenoptera, Braconidae. The transcript is spliced from 6 exons. Gene Ontology annotation, cellular component: cytoplasmic vesicle; mitochondrion. The record is from RefSeq and is a predicted model, not a curated record.